Molecule: messenger RNA, 1872 nt
Organism: Tetrahymena thermophila SB210
Lineage: Eukaryota; Ciliophora; Oligohymenophorea; Hymenostomatida; Tetrahymenidae
Product: Serine/Threonine kinase domain protein
Exons: 1
Biological process (GO): protein autophosphorylation; peptidyl-serine phosphorylation; autophagy
Cellular component (GO): autophagosome; cytoplasm
Molecular function (GO): protein serine/threonine kinase activity; ATP binding
Source: RefSeq, a predicted model, not a curated record
AUGGCUAAGAUGGUUUAAAACUAUAUUCUACUUGAAGUAGCAGGUAGAGGAUAGUUCGGAGAAGUUUACUAAGCGCGUCACAAAGAGACAAGCGAGCUUUUUGCAAUUAAAAUGUUUGAUAGCACGAAAUUGCUAAAAUCUCCUGUCUAUUAGGAAAUGCUUAUUGAUGAAAUAUAAUGUUUAAGAAAAAUCAGCCACUAAAGAAUAGUUAGGUUCCAUGAAUGGUUCAAAACAAGCAACCAUAUCUAUUUAGCGUAUGAAUAUUGCUUUGGAGGAAAUUUAGAUGAAGUCAUUAAGCAUUAUAAGUUUCUUUAAGAAGACGUUGUUUUGAGCCAUGUUUUUAAAUAAAUUAUAGAAGGAUUCCUUAUCAUAAAAAAAAGCCAUAUUAUCCACAAUGAUAUAAAACCCAGUAAUAUUCUAUUCAAAAAAACAAAUAUGAGCACAGAGUCAUAAAGUUAAUUGCUGAAGAACGAUAUUUGUAUUGCUGAUUUUGGUUUUUGCAAAUAUGUAGGAGAAUUUGAUAAGGAUGAAUCUAAAAUAAUAUCACAGGAGCUUACUACAGCAAUAAGAGGUUCACCUAUUUAUAUGGCACCAGAAAUCAUUUAAGGUAGUACUAUAGAUUAUAGCUCUGAUGUUUAUUCUCUAGGAGUUGUUUUUUAUGAAAUGUUGCAAGGAGUUUGUCCGUUUGAAGAUACUGUUAUUGAAAGUUUGCUAAUAAAAAAAAAAGAAUGCAAAUUAGCUUUUCCCCAUCCAAUAUCUGAUUUCGCAUAGCAGCUUUGUCGAAGCAUGCUGGAAGUUGAUCCUAAAAAGCGAAUUACUAUUGAAGAAGUAGCAAAUCUUAUUGGUGUAGAUAUUUUAAAAAUAAAUUAGGAAUAUUUAAAUAGCUAAAUUUAAUCGAAUUCAAUUUCAAAUACAAAUGCAUCAGUUUCAGGAAAUAAUUAACUAGAUAACUAGAAUUAGUAAUAAAAAAUGAAUAGCUCUAAGGUGGAUUAUUCUACAAUAUAAUAAGUAGCUAGUAAUUAAUAGGCAGAUAAUCAAAAAAUAAAAAAUUAUUAGGAGAGAAGGAAGAUAAAGCAUGAAUUAGGUCUUGGAGAAAAGCAAGCCACUAUAGGAUAGAACGAUGCAUAAUAUGAGAACUUGCAAAGAGUGAUGAGUUAAUCUAAAACAUCUAAGGAAAGCAUAUUAGAAGUGAACAAGAAAAUUCUCAAAGAGAGAAAUAAGAUGAUUUAUGUCAACAAUAUGAUUAGUGCAGUUAUUGAUUUGAAUUUAUACGAAAAUUCAGUAUUAGUAGUUCUGAUACUGAUGAAAUAAAUGUAGAAUCUUUGUAAUAAACUAAUAACACAGAUACGAAGUACUGAACUCACUGACUUUAAGAUAUCACCUUCUCAUUGGAGUAAAUAUAAAAUGAGUUCUGACUAUGAAACUGUUUUAAAUUAUUUGCUAAUAGAGCAAAAGGAAAUCUAAAAAAAUUUUGUUGCCUUCACUGAGCAACUUUCUCCAGAAGAGUAGAGCUCUUUUGAAAAAAUAGAUUCCUCUCUCUCUAGCAGCACAACAAGUUUUACAAGUAGAUUGAAUUAAACUACAAAUCUGUAGGAAAAUGAAAAUUACAUUAAAGUACUUAAAGAAUAUUGCACCAAAGUUAAAGAAAAGGCAAUUGAGUUUGAGAAGCAAGAUAAAAAAUAAAUAUCUUAUAGAAUGUUAAUGCAUUUGAAUAAUGUUUUAGAUGGGUUUGAUAUUGAUACAUUUUUUUCUAAGUUUAUGAUUGACGGAAUAAAGAGGCUUUCAUACUAAACAUACUUUCGAGUAAUAGAAUCAUUCUCAUAUGAAGAUUUUGUAUAACUUAUAAAUUUUAAGCUUUAAAAGUACAUAUGA